Eimeria mitis is the source of this 1323-nucleotide messenger RNA. RefSeq lists its product as uncharacterized. Bases 1 to 1323 code for a protein of 440 amino acids. The transcript has 3 exons. NCBI's taxonomy places the organism in Eukaryota, Apicomplexa, Conoidasida, Eucoccidiorida, Eimeriidae. The record is from RefSeq and is a predicted model, not a curated record.
AUGCAGAACGGGCUGUACGUAGAAGGGCUCGCUGCAAAGGCUGCAGUUGGCUCUGCAGCCACGCAGGAACUGCAACGCACUAAGGGCUUCGGUGGAGCCCGUCACAGCGCCCACAGCUUGGGUAGACGUCCAACGAACGCUUCGCGACGGGCCUUCUCGACUAGCCCGAAGGAAUCCGCCCAAAAGCAAAACCGUGCGUUUCUUGUUGCAGCGCUCACUGGGUUCUUGGCCGGCUUCUUUGCCGUCUUUGGAGGCUGGAUAGAACUCAGGGGUUUUCCAGUCAUCAGAGGCACAAGGGAAUCUACAUAUCCAGAUGGUCUCCUGCCCGAUGGCACUCCAAACCCUGACCUGGACCCGCAAGACCCAUAUGAACAGUACUUGGAGCAGCCGGACCAGCCAGACCUGCAGCCGCCAUACACGCUGCAGCCUUCGCAGGAACCGUCAUCGCAACAGCCUCUUCAACAGCCUCUGCAACAGCCGCACCUGGAGCAGCCUCCGCAGCAACCAGAGUUGCAUUCGCAGCAACAGCUGCAGCCGCAACACCAGCCGCCGGAGCAGCAGCAACAGCAUCCAGAGGAACUAAAUCCGCUUCAGCAGCCGCAGCAGCCGGAAGUAGAGCCGCCUCAACAGCAACAGCAUCCAGAGGAACUAAAUCCGCUUCAGCAGCCGCAGCAGCCGGAAGUAGAGCCGCCUCAGCAGCCGCAGCAGCCGGAACCACAGCAGCCGCAACAAUCGGAAGUAGAGCCGCCUCAGCAGCCCCAGCAGCCGGCACCAGAGCCGCCUCAGCAGCCGCAGCAGCCGGAACCAGAGCAACCGCAGCAGCCGGAAGUAGAGCAGCCGCAGCAGCCGGAAGUCGAGCAGCCGCAGCAGCCGGAAGUCGAGCAGCCGCAGCAGCCAAAAGCCGAGCAGCCGCAGCAGCCGGAACCAGAGCAGCCGCAGCAGCCGGAAGUAGAGAAGCCGCAACAGCAGGAAGUGGAGCAGCCGCAGCAGCCUGAACCGGAGCAGCCGCAGGAGCCCGAUGAGCAACCUGCGCAGGAUGAGGAGGAACAGUACGACCCGGAAGAAGCGGCAGGACAAGGGGACCCAGUAUAUGCAAUUCCAGGACCUUUCACUCAGGAUAAAGUUUUGAAUGUUGUCGAUGACAUGUCCUUCCAAGUUAUGGGCAUUGUGGCAAGCUUGGAAAGUGCAAGCGAGACGACGAAGGAUCAGUUUGCGGCGGAGUAUAUGUUUGUGCCGGAAGGGACUCGUGGAGUGCGGACCGUCUUUGAAUACGGGACAAGGGGACCCAGUAUAUGCAAUUCCAGGACCUUUCACUCAGGAUAA